Malaya genurostris is the source of this 4032-nucleotide messenger RNA. RefSeq lists its product as uncharacterized. The record is from RefSeq and is a predicted model, not a curated record. Gene Ontology annotation, biological process: DNA integration. The coding region runs from base 1 to 4032 and encodes 1343 amino acids. NCBI's taxonomy places the organism in Eukaryota, Metazoa, Arthropoda, Insecta, Diptera, Culicidae. The transcript has a single exon. Gene Ontology annotation, molecular function: zinc ion binding; nucleic acid binding.
AUGGAGAAGUGGGAUAUUCCCCAAUUCAAGUUCAAAUCGCUUCCUCGUAAUAUAAUUAGGAACGAAUGGAUCAAAUAUAAAAGAAAUCUUGAAUACAUAAUCGCGGCGACAGGAGAUACUGAUCGCACACGCAUUAAGAAUAUAUUUUUGGCAAAAGCUGGGCCAGAUCUGCAGGAGAUUUUUGCUUCCAUUCCCGGUGCAGAUGUCCUGCAAGAUGAGGCGAAAACAAUCGAUCCAUUUGCAGUAGCAAUACGCAAGUUGGAUGAAUAUUUUUCACCGAAACAGCAUGAAACGUUCGAGCGAAACAUUUUUUGGACACUGAAACCCGAUACGGAAGAAACAUUAGAAAAGUUCCUUCUUCGCUGUCAGGAUCAAGCAGCGCAAUGUAACUUUGGUAGCAAUGCGGAAGAAAGCCGAGCCAUUAGUGUGGUUGAUAAGGUGACUCUAUAUGCACCGAACGACCUCAAAGAGCAGCUGCUUCAAAAAGACGUUCUUAAGCUGGAUGACGUAACAAAAAUUGUCAGUUCGUAUGAAUCAGUAAAGCAGCAGGCACAGUUGAUUAGCCUCCCGGGGACUGGUUGUUCCAGCGAGCUGGACAGCACCUUAUCGUCGAAUAUAAACAAAAUCAAACAACUUCCGAGUAAGGUAUGCACACGAUGUGGUCGGAGUGGCCAUGUCGCGAGCGAUCCCGCUUGUCCAGCAAGAUCCAAAGAAUGCAUGAAAUGUAAACGUAUCGGGCAUUUCGCUGCCCAAUGUCGAUCAAUUGCUGUACAAAAACGCAAGCAGUUUCCAAAGAAAGAAAUGCCAUGGGCAAACAAACGAUUCAAAUCGCACCAAGUAAACGAGAUUGACACUUCAGAAAACACGGAAGGCGAUUUUCUGUUCAGCAUUAGCGAUGGGGGCGAACUAAUUCCGAUAAAGCUCGGUGGAGUAGUGUUUCAGGUGCUAGUAGACUCCGGGUGCCAGAAAAACAUUGUCGAUGAGCGAUCUUGGAACUACAUCAAAGCGAAUCGAGUAAAGAUAUGGAACCAAACGAAGAACUGCAAUGAAAUAUUCCUACCUUAUGGAGAAAAUGCGAAGCCAUUAACACUUAUGGGCAAGUUUGACACAACCGUAUCAAUAGACGACGGCGGCAGGAUUAUUGAAAAGGUCGCCACAUUUUACGUAGUCAAGGGUGGACAACAAUGCUUAUUAGGUCGGGUCACAGCUACAGAUUUAGGAGUUUUGUUUAUCGGAUUUCCAAGUACUCAUGGGGUCAAUGCAGUUAAUACAACAGGAAUUCAGCCGUUUCCUAAGAUAAAGGGUAUUCAAAUGAAGAUACCGAUUGAUAAAUCUGUGCUACCAGUUUGCCAACAACCUAGGCGGCCGCCUAUUGCACUCCUAACGAAGAUCGAGGAGAAAAUUAAUUCACUGCUAGCUACUGACAUCAUAGAACCUGUUGAAGGUGGGUGUCCUUGGGUUUCGCCGCUGGUAAUAGUCGUAAAAGAUAAUGGGGAUUUACGUCUAUGCGUAGAUAUGCGCAGAGCGAAUGCGGCAAUUGUGCGAGAACGACACAUCAUGCCAACAAUGGAAGAUUUCCUACCGCGGUUCACAUUUGCAAAAUGGUUCAGCCGUCUCGAUGUCAAAGAAGCUUUUCAUCAAGUAGAACUUGAUAGCGAGAGUCGUUACAUAACUACGUUCAUAACACACAUGGGCCUCUUUCGAUACAAACGGCUAAUGUACGGUAUUGCUUGUGCCCCUGAGUCAUUCCAACGAAUUCUAGAGCAAAUCAUCAGCCCCUACAGCAAGAAUGCAGUUAACUUCAUUGACGAUAUUCUGAUUUUUGCCAGCACGGAAGAAAAACAUGAUGCGGCACUCAAAUGUGUGUUGUCAACGCUGAAAGAAUACGGAAUACUUCUGAAUCACAGUAAAUGUGUGUUUAAGGUAUCUGAAUUGGAAUUUUUGGGACACAUCAUAUCUCCCAACGGCAUCUACCCUUCGAACAGUAAAAUUGAAGCACUUCAAAGGUUUCGAGCUCCUGAAACCUCGGAGGAAGUCCGCAGUUUCCUGGGUUUGGUGACGUACAUCGGUCGGUUUUUGCCAAACCUAGCAACAAUAACUGCUCCGCUUCGUGAGUUGACUCAUUCUGGUGUUAAAUUUACUUGGGGCAGAGAGCAAGAAGCAUCUUUCGCUAAACUUAAGGAGAUGAUUGGAAACGUCAAAUAUCUGCGGUUCUUCGACAACACGCUGCGGACAAGGGUAAUUGCUGACGCCUCUCCUGUUGCUCUCGGGGCUGUUCUUAUACAGUUUGAAGGACCCAUCGACGAGUCUCCACGACCAAUUUCUUACGCUAGCAAAAGCCUGACAGAGACAGAGAAACGUUACUGUCAAACGGAAAAAGAAGCACUAGCUCUAGUCUGGGCAGUGGAGCGAUUUUCCAUUUAUCUCUUAGGACGCAAAUUUGAGCUAGAAACAGACCACAAACCCUUGGAGGCGAUUUUCAAGCCUACAUCUAGACCAUGCUCCCGAAUCGAACGAUGGGUGCUUAGGCUCCAGUCGUUUUCCUUCACAGUUAAAUACCGCAAAGGGUCAAGUAAUAUCGCGGAUCCAUUAUCUAGAUUAGUUGUGGAACAGCCUCCGGAAGAGUUUGACGCAGAAAGCAAAUUUAUGGUGCUAGCAGUUCUCGAAUCAGCUGCAAUCGAUGUUCAACUUCUUGAAGAGAUGUCCUGCACAGACCCUACUUUGAAGGCCGUGAAGCAAAGCUUGCAUACAAUGAACUGGGAUGCACAACAAGUUAGGCUAUUCGUUCCUUUCAAGAACGAAUUAGGGUUCGUCGGUGACCUGGUUGUCAGAGGGAACAAGUUAGUGAUCCCUGAUUGUUUACGAUCACGUAUGCUAGAUUUAGCUCAUGAGGGCCAUCCGGGCGAAUCUGUGAUGAAGCGUCGGUUGCGGGAUCGGGUUUGGUGGCCCGGUAUGGACCGGGAUGCCGAGAAGAGGGUAAAGCAAUGUGACGGGUGUAGAUUAGUGAGCUUACCCAAUAAACCGGAGCCCAUGAACCGCCGUGAAAUGCCUUCGAAGCCAUGGAUUGAGGUGGCUAUUGAUUUUCUCGGACCUUUACCUUGCGGAACAUACCUACUUGUAAUAAUCGACUACUUCAGUCGUUACAAGGAAGUGGAGACGAUGACCAAAAUAACUGCGAGAGAAACUGUAGAAAGGCUUGACCGAAUAUUUAGCCGCCUCGGCUACCCGCAAACAAUCACUUUAGAUAAUGCGAAACAGUUUGUAGGAACAGAGCUCGAAGAAUACAGUAAAAUGAAAGGAAUCACUCUUCGACAUUCAACCCCAUACUGGCCACAAGAAAACGGUUUAGUAGAGCGCCAAAACCGCUCCCUUUUGAAACGCCUCAAGAUCAGUCACACUCUCGGUAGAGACUGGCGGCGAGAUCUUCGUGAAUAUUUGCUGAUGUACUACACCACACCUCAUACAAUCACUGGGAAAACACCAACUGAAUUACUGUAUGGACGAACUAUUAGAUCUAAAAUACCAGCAUUAAAUGAUAUUGAGACAGCUCCUACCAGUACUGAGGCUCGCGACAGAGAUCAAGCUUUCAAAGAUAAAGGGAAACAGACAGAAGACCUCAGGCGUAGGGCAAGAAAAUCCUCAAUUGUGGUAGGUGAUACAGUAUUAAUGCAGAACCUAUUACCAGGAAACAAGUUAUCAACGACGUUCAGCCCGAAUGAGUACGUAGUUACGCAGCGCUCGGGGCCCCGUGUUACUGUUGAGGACACAGCUACAGGUAGGUUGUAUGAUCGCAACGUUGCACAUUUGAAAAGGCAGUCCGGAAAUGAAGUAGAACAAAUCGAUGCUAUACCUACAACUGGAGAAGAAAACAGCGACGGGCAUAAUCAGUAUCCAGAGCCUACUAACUCAGAAGGCGAUUUCUACGGAUUUGACCUUGAGCAGAAGGACAACGAAAGGUCUGAAUUGAAUCCGUUAAGUCGACAACGACGUGUUACAAAAAAACCAUCUAGAUAUGAAGAUUACGUACCAUAA